Molecule: messenger RNA, 750 nt
Organism: Naumovozyma castellii
Lineage: Eukaryota; Fungi; Ascomycota; Saccharomycetes; Saccharomycetales; Saccharomycetaceae
Gene: IAH1
Product: isoamyl acetate-hydrolyzing esterase
Exons: 1
Coding region: 1-750 (249 amino acids)
Source: RefSeq, a predicted model, not a curated record
AUGGAAAACACCAAGAGCAGAGCAAUCAAUCAAUCAACCAGUGGAUUAAUGUCCUUGCAAUACGACAAGUUCCUGUUAUUUGGGGACUCCAUUACUGAGUUUAGUUUCAAUCCUGAGCAAUUCUCCCUGGGGGCCGCCCUGGCCAACGCAUAUGCUCGUCGGUUAGAUAUCGUUCAUCGAGGGUUUGCCGGAUACACGAGUCGUUGGGCUUUGCAUAUCCUACCUAGGAUCCUGGAGGUAGAGCAGAAUGUUGUGUUGAGUACAUUGUUUUUUGGAGCUAACGAUGUCUGCUUGAAAGGUCCCCAGAGCGUCCCCAUUGACGAAUACGAGACAAAUAUGGAGUCUUUGAUCGGAAUGUUGUUGGCAAAGGGUAUAAAGGUAUUGCUGAUAGGACCAGGGUUGCUUGACAGAGGUAAAUGGGAGCCUUCGAGGGGUGAGGAGAUCCAGAAGGGAUGGAUUCGUACUGAGGAGAAUUUAAAGAAGUAUGGAGACGUCUUGAAGAAAAUUGCCAAAGGCCACCCAGAUGAUGUUGUCUUCAUCGAUUUGGCAGAGGCAUUUGCUAGGGAGGCCGGUGACCAAUGGAAGGAGCUAUUGGCGGAUGGGUUACAUUUCUCAGGGAAAGGUUACCAGGUGUUUUUCGAUGAAGUCAUGAAGGCCAUUGCCAUGAAUUUCCCACAAUUUGUUCCUGAUAACAUUGAAUUUAAAUUACCACUUUGGAGAGAGGUAAAUGAGGAUGGUUUAAACAUUUGA